This is a messenger RNA of Oncorhynchus gorbuscha (pink salmon), 1098 nucleotides long. It is a transcript of the gene lg15h1orf53, whose product is annotated as linkage group 15 C1orf53 homolog. The transcript is spliced from 3 exons. The record is from RefSeq and is a predicted model, not a curated record. Bases 304 to 777 code for a protein of 157 amino acids. Lineage: Eukaryota; Metazoa; Chordata; Actinopteri; Salmoniformes; Salmonidae.
CGCUAGGACUGCUGCAUAGUCACAUGCCAAGAGGCGACAAGGAAAGAGGAAACUUAUGAUACAAUUUAUCGAUUAUAGACUUUUUUUGUUACAUUCUAGCCUACAAGUUUGCUGUAGGUUGUAACUGUUUAAUCAUUGUUUUUUUUGUGUAAUAAUCGCGUGCUUGCAUUUUGGAUGGCAACAUUGUCGUAUGAUAUUACCACUGCAACAUAGCCUUGUUGUAGAUAGGCUUAGUCGUUCUAAACUCGAAAGUCGAGAAGGAAACAUCAUAAAUGUUAGUAGCCUAUUUUCUUUAGCAAUAUUAUGUUGUUUUGCCAAUGUUUUCCGCGUGAAACAUUACUCUGCGGGUUGAUCUUGCAACGUGCUAAACGAGCAGUUAAAAUCAUGUCAACUCAGGACGCCUCACAACACGAUUUUAACCAGAAGCGAUUGAUAACCAACAAUAGCGGAUCCUUACAGAUUCAUACAACUAAAGCAGACCGUGAAGACUCGGAUACCGGUGUCAAGACGAGCAACGACAUGCAAGAACCAAACAGAACAACUGAAAAACAGUUCACAGAGGACGAACUUGCCAUACAUAAAUUACACAGAGAAGCAUGUGAGGCUAAGAGGCAGAAGUACAUGGACCCAGGCAGCGGCUACAAGGUGUUCACAGAGUUUGCCCACCGCCAGAGAGGAAAGUGCUGCGGCAACGCCUGUAGACAUUGUCCAUUUGGCCAAGUCAAUGUGAAAGACCCAGCCAACAAGAAACAUUUUAACUCUAUGUAUUAUGUAUAAUACACCAAACACACUCUGGUUUAGUGUACAAGGCAUGAUAUAGUCUGUGUACUGUGUUGUUAUUUUGGACUGUUUCAAUGGUGUGUGGGUUUUUUUCCCAGCACCACGAUAAAUGAUGAAAUUUUGAGUGGUGUGUGUGCAAUCUUCUCCUGCUAUGAAUUCUCUGUGUGAUUUUAGUCUCUACAGUAGGACACUGGAAAGGGGGUAGGUCUCUGGAGUCUAAAUUUGGUUUUGGUUUUUGAAUUUUACCCUGUCAAUUAUUUUUUUUAAAUAAUUUUUCCCAAAGAUACAAUGAAAAAAAAUAUAUUUUUUUAACCUUGA